Molecule: messenger RNA, 915 nt
Organism: Lentinula edodes (shiitake mushroom)
Lineage: Eukaryota; Fungi; Basidiomycota; Agaricomycetes; Agaricales; Omphalotaceae
Exons: 5
Coding region: 143-781 (212 amino acids)
Source: RefSeq, a predicted model, not a curated record
GAUCAUUUCAAGCCUUCGUCAAAACAUCUGCUGGUUCAGAUUUUUUGAUAUCAACUGUAUCUUUUCAUCGUUUCAAGAGUUCCCGAACACUACUUCCUUUGUCCCGACGCUUUUUUUGUUCUGCACGCACCACCAACGGAAAAUGCCCUCCUUCCGAUCCCUGUUCUUGCACCUGCUCGCCCUGUGCAUCAUUUCUUCCACUGUUCCCAAUGUGGUAGCCAGUCCCAUCGCUCUGCAAGGUGGACUGCUUGAAGCAAGAGGCGUGGGUUCAAAUCCUCAGGCUGUCAACGUAGCGCCCGGUCUCUCAGGACAACCGCCGCAAAAGAUUGACAACUCUUCUGAUGCCGGGUCUUCCUCCGACAACGAGUCUUCGCAUGAUCCUGAAGAUGACACAGAGGAACCGCAUCCAGAGUUCAAGAAUGUUCCGAUCAGGCUCUGGCGAACCAAAAAUGAAGACUUUCACCAGUGGGUUGACUCUAAACUCGCUACAUUUAAAGGCGAACACUGGUGGCUCUGCGUCGGCAAGCAGUGUUACCGAGGUGACCCAGAUCCGCAUCAAGAUGACCCAGAUCCGCAUCAAGAGGACAUGUUGGUCGUCAACAUGAUUGUCAUCAGCGACAACAAAGACUUGCAGAAUUUGCAGAACUCUUUUCUAAUCGGCCACAUCAGCUUCCUUGAUCUUGAGCACAGAAAAUGGGCGCUUCGUACUAUCCGUAAAGCAACACCGAUUCAAAGUCUGUCUUUAUGGAUACACAGUUUGAAGCUUCGCUUGCGAAGAUGAGGGAGAUGAAAAACUUUGGGUAGAGGUUUUAUGAUUGACAUAUGCACUCGAGUUAAUCAGUAUGCUUCUUUGAAUCAAUCUACGACCAUAUGGUCCAAUUCUUGUCCAACUACACGAUUAAUCAGCUGAGCUCU